UGUAAUAUUCACUUUGAACUCGUUCUUUGAAACGAACAGUUCAAAAGAACCGAUCGAUGCAAAUGACUCGAACUUCGUAUGACUAGUUCAGACUGAAGUAAUCGAGCACCGGUGGAGUGUUAGCACCCUUAGCCUUCUGGCUAACAGCUCUGAGAAGAUGGCAUCCCCGGACCAACCUGACCACCAAAAUCAGAGCGCUGCUCCGGCCGGAGAAGACGCGCCUCCAAGAGAAGCGCUGAUUGCCACGGCAGUCAAGUUUCUACAAAACCAGCAAGUUCGUCAAAGCCCCCUGGCAACCAGAAAAGCAUUCUUGAAGAAAAAAGGUCUGACUGAUGAGGAGGUCGAUCAGGCCAUCCAGCGGUCCGGUAGUACAGAGGAGCCGCUCACUGUAGCUGUUCCCGGGCCCGCACACAUCGCUCACCCUGUUCCACUGGCCCCAUACAGUCAGCUCUCUCUGAGAAUGAGUGUGAGGGGUCCCUCAGGUUACAGAUGGAGAGACUACACUGCCCUGGCUGUCAUCUUGGCAGGAAUGGCCUUUGGCUUCCAUCAUCUCUACCGGAAAUACAUCCUUCCCCUCAUUAUGGGCAGCAAAGAGGACAAGAAGCAUCUGCAGCGGAUCGAGAGCAACAUCGCGGAUAUGAGUGGCACGCUGACACAGACAGUCACCCAGUUGCAGAUGACCCUGGCUUCAGUGCAGGAGCUGCUGGUCCAGCAACAGAAGAAAAUACAGGAGCUGACACAAGAGCUGGCUAACUCGCAGGCCUCAUCUGCCACCAACCGCAUGCUGGAGUCUCAGAGCAUCAGUGAACUCAAGGCUGAGAUUGUAUCUCUUAAGGGUCUUCUUCUCAGCAGGAGAACUUUCCCCGCUUCACCCUCCGUUCCCAAAAUCCCAUCUUGGCAAAUCCCUCUCAAACCCGGAUCGCUGUCCAACCCGCCCUCCGUCAACCACACCAACAGCAGUAGCGACAUCUCGCCCGUCAGCAAUGAGUCGGCCAACUCCUCCCCCAUCAAAGAGGGCAGCAGCUCCCAGGCCACCCCGUCCGGCUCGCACUGCCUGAACGGAGACGUGGGCCUAGGCUCCAUUCUCCCUCUGGACCUAAAAGACCAGGUCCGUAUGGAAGUCCAGGGCGAGGAGGAGAAGAAAGAGGACGAUGAGGAUGAAGACGAGGAUGACGACGUGACCCAUGUGGAUGAGGAAGACCACCUGAGCGUGCAGACGGAGGACAGGAGAGGAGGCGACGGACAGAUAAACGAGCAGGUGGAGAAGCUCCGGCGUCCAGAGGGUGCGAGCAACGAGAGCGAGGUCGAUUAGAAAGAAACUCCGGACUUCAUCCAUCAAUUGGCUUCUCUCGGUUUCCUUAGAGUUAAUUUAAGUUCUGAUAUCACACCCUCGUCGCAGUAAAACGGCUACCGUGAGCAUCAUUUAACACUGUACGAAAGCAGCAGGUGAGGUGGAUUAUGUUCCUUUCACUGCAGUUCUUUACCCUUUUGACUUUUCAACAUGCAAACUUUCAACGUGCAAACCAGAGUGAAGGCACAAACCUUCUGCAUGCCUGAACAAGCACAGCAACAGAAAUUUCUGGAAAGACGACAAGAGAAUUAUGACUUUCUCUUUUGCAAUCCAUACAUUUCCCCUAAAUGCUAGCUAGCUGUUUUACUGGAGACUGUAGUACUCCAAAAAAGCCCGUUUAUGUGUACCAUAGCACUUCAAUAGUCAAUACAAUCGUCAUCAAUUGUGGUGUAAGGACUAUAGACAAAUCAGAGGCUCCAAAGAAAUUCGAAAGUUGUGAUCUGAGAUCUGUUUCUAUGCCAUUUCUUUUGUUUUGUUUAGCAGUAAACACUAGUUCUGGAUCAGACUUUGUAAUCUGUCGUAGUGAACCAAUUCUCCUUCAGAUGUGUUGUACACCGGGCUUCAGCAGUCUGUGUAACAACGAGGCCUUGUAUUUUGUGUUAAGAGUGAUGGUGGAUUUGAGAUUUCUGUGGGAGAAAGAAAGAGAGAGAGAGAGCGACACGUAUGAGAAUGCAGACAAUGAGGUGAAAGAGAAAUGUGUUUGUCUCUGUCGUAUCUCUCCAGUCUCCAGCAGGGUAGCUGAUUUGGUUUAUGAAGUAUGUUAAUAAUCAAAUGAUCGACAAAUAACAGAUGUAUUAGUUCAUGCGGCUUGAAAUGUCAAGGAGGCUAAAAUCGGAAAUCUAAUACUGAAAGCCUGUUAUAUUGUAUUAUAUUACAUGACAAACCCUCCAGUCCAAAUUAUAUAGGCCUCCUGCAGUGAAUAAUCUUAACAUGAAACGGUGCUGGGGUUUUGUAAUUAAACCGUGUAAAACAAUGGAUGCUUCAGCGGAGGUGCUGACAGUUGUGCUUUUCUCUUUGGGGGCUUUUCUCUCAGAAAGUCCUGAGAGGAUUAAAAAAAAAGACGCAAAAAAAAAUUCCCGUGAUGCAAAUGGAGAGUAACGUAUGAAUAUUUAACUAAUGAAAUUACUCACUCGCCAGCUGAUGAGAAACAAAGCCAGAGAGAUCCUGGAGUGAGAACAAGAGUGUCAGAUCCAUUGUGACAUUUUCUCUUUUAACAAAUGACCUUCAGAUAACCGGAUUACAGCGCAGCCAGGUGAAUUGUUGGUCUGUGGCGGCACAAUGCAAAGGCACAAUGAAAGAGCUCAACUUGCCUGGCCAUGUGUGUACGUCUUCUUACUUCCUAGACUAGGUUUGGCUUAACACCAACCCACACAAGAAUAGUAAAAAUUCAUAUGAUACAAUGUCAAGAGAAACCGUGUGUUCAUUUGAUAUGCAGUGAUUUUUUUUUCUUUCUAAAACUUGGGCGUUGAUUUGAAAAGCUAAAAAUCCAAAUGUGAAGUGAUCAUUAGAGGAAUA
This is a messenger RNA of Cyprinus carpio (common carp), 2866 nucleotides long. It is a transcript of the gene pex14, whose product is annotated as peroxisomal biogenesis factor 14. Bases 158 to 1312 code for a protein of 384 amino acids. Lineage: Eukaryota; Metazoa; Chordata; Actinopteri; Cypriniformes; Cyprinidae. The record is from RefSeq and is a predicted model, not a curated record. Gene Ontology annotation, molecular function: signaling receptor binding. Gene Ontology annotation, cellular component: peroxisomal importomer complex; peroxisomal membrane. Gene Ontology annotation, biological process: protein import into peroxisome matrix, docking. The transcript has 10 exons.